AUGUUCCCGUCCCUCCCAUCCCUCGCACAGGCCCUCACGGGGCCCUUCAAGCGCGCCCAGCUCGGCCUCUUCCACGGCAAGACAAAGCAGUACGGCAACAACGUCCCCUUCUCCAAGAAAAAGACCCGCCGCACCUGGCUCCCCAACGUCCACCCCAAGCGCCUCUUCUCCGCCGCGCUCGGCGAGAACGUGCGCGUGAAGCUCACUGCACGCGCGCUCAAGACUGUCAACAAGUAUGGAGGCAUCGACGAGUACGUCCUCAAUACGCGCCCGGACCUCCUCGGCUGGGAGGGCAUGCGCAUCCGCGUCCUCGUCCGCGAAGCCCGCGAG
Heterobasidion irregulare TC 32-1 is the source of this 330-nucleotide messenger RNA. RefSeq lists its product as uncharacterized. NCBI's taxonomy places the organism in Eukaryota, Fungi, Basidiomycota, Agaricomycetes, Russulales, Bondarzewiaceae. Gene Ontology annotation, molecular function: structural constituent of ribosome. Gene Ontology annotation, cellular component: mitochondrial large ribosomal subunit; ribosome. The annotation marks the transcript as partial. The record is from RefSeq and is a predicted model, not a curated record. The transcript is spliced from 2 exons. Gene Ontology annotation, biological process: translation.